AUGGGAAACGUCAAUUCGGAUAUCGACAAGUCUGCCCCUCCAUCCAAGGACUCUACCCUGUCUGAUGGAGAGAUUCCUGACCAUGACCACGUCGCAACCACGUCCACAUCCGCGGCUGCGAAGACCUCUUCUGCAAUUUCUAGCAGUGGUGAUGGGCGUCGAAAGUUACCUGACGGUGUGAACUCGGGAACUCUCUUGUCUGUACUCAGCAAUGUUCUUUCCGGGCGCUCAGCAGAGGGUGCACCGAAGACCUGGCGGCCGGAUCUUAAGCCCAUGCUUCGAUGUGCAGUUGAAGGUCCCGACGGUAAAAACCAAGUCAAAUACCUGACCUGGGACCAGUCAAAAGGCGAAGACCUCGGAAUCCACCGCCUUUCAGGCGACUUCUUCAACUCAGACGGAUACUGCGCUUGCGAGCCUCUCUGGCUCAGGGGUGGCGACUGGAAUCAUGCGACGAUCUCUUUUUUCAAACAGUUGGAUGAUGAUGAUGAAUGGGAGGUCGUGCACAACGUGUUUCAAUACGAGAACAUUACACUACCAAAAUUGAGCGAAAGAGCAAUCUGGGCAGAGAAACCGAGUGUCGAAUGGGUUGGCUUGAGAUUCUGGGACGUGAAGUUGAGAGAGACAUUCGGAGUGGGCACGAAUCCUCACCGUGGUAGGCUGCGCGUUGUCACGCACAACCAAUUUGGAGAUAGCGACUUGAAAAUGGUCAUGAAAAUCUGGCCAACACCUGUGAGUAGCCAAAUUGGCCUGGAAAACGAGAUGAUGGUAUACGGAGUUUGCGAUGGCACGGGCAUUACGCCGGAGUUUGUUGGCUAUGUCAGCGAGCAGGGGAGGGUCAUUGGAAUGUUGACAAAAUACCACGGAAAGGCACACAAGCCGAAAACCGACGACGAGAAGGAGCUGUGCCGCACAGCCCUGCACACUUUCCAGACGUUGACGGGUUGGCAGCGAAAGCCCAGGGCGAAUCACAAAGACAACUAUCUUAUAGAAGAUGGCAAGGUGCUCCUCAUCGACCUCGCCAGCGUGUACCCUCCUGAGGAGGUUUCCAGGAAGGGAAAUGAGUGGACACAGAAGCUUCUUCAUGAGGACUUUGACGCACACUGGGACUACGACAAGCACAUCCUCAACUAA
Molecule: messenger RNA, 1131 nt
Organism: Diaporthe citri
Lineage: Eukaryota; Fungi; Ascomycota; Sordariomycetes; Diaporthales; Diaporthaceae
Exons: 3
Coding region: 1-1131 (376 amino acids)
Source: RefSeq, a predicted model, not a curated record